Messenger RNA from Macrosiphum euphorbiae (potato aphid), 1692 nucleotides. The record is from the annotation of a GenBank genome assembly. NCBI's taxonomy places the organism in Eukaryota, Metazoa, Arthropoda, Insecta, Hemiptera, Aphididae.
AUGCAGCGGUCUUACAACGGCACACAGCACGGCCAAGACUGUAUUAAGAAUCUGGAAGACUGCAAAGAUAAAAUAUGGAAGAAAUGCAAUGUGACCAGUUCAGCGGACCAUUCACCACACCCUUCAUGGGAUAAUGUAUGCGUUGAACAACUUGUGUGGACAUUCAAUAUACAUGCAUACGGAUUUGCUUGUCUUUUUUUCAUUUUAUCAUUCUAUGCCGUUUUUUCAAUUUUAAACAUCAGAUCACAAACAGCUAACAAAAAACCAUACAUGGCAGCAAUUAAUGCGUUAUUACUGGCUACAGGUAUUUGUAGGGCGUUUGUGUUAUUUGUCGACCCAUAUAAUACAAGACGAAACAUUUCAUCCGUUGUCACACAUUUGACAUGGGAUCUUGGCUUAUGCAGCUUAGUGACAGCCCUGUCUUUAUUACAAUUAGCCUAUUUACAACUAACUCAAUUGCAAGCGGGACCAUCAAAUAUGAGACGUAAAUCAGUCGUAGUGACAGCUACUGUAUUAAUUGUUGGAGUUCUUGUUCCAGCAGAUAUAGUUGCAUCCGUUGAUUACAAAUUAUGGGUUUUAGGUAAUGCUGUGCGUAUUCUUUUACAUAUUUGGGGUAUUUGGCUUUGCUGUUUCUUCCUUUACUUAGGUGUUAAAGUAAUGACACUUGUUAAGCGCAUGCCAAAGUCGGUCUUACAAAACUUUGAUUCACGACACAAGGGUAUAAUGCAAUUAGGAAUAUUAGCCCCAUACAAUAACUUAGCUACCUCAAUGGCCGCUGCAUUCGUACCAGCACUAUUAGUUCCACAUCAAUCGAAAUCAGAUUCCAAAGAUAGGCCCACUGUCAAGAUAACGGCGCCAUCAGAAGUUGCCAAUAGCUUUAAUAGAAUGAAUCGGCGAGCUAGUAGUUUCGUGCAAAGACAAAAAAGAUCUGGAUCAAUUAUGUUAAGCCCAACUACACCUUCAAGAAGAUCUAGUGAAGUUCAAAGUAUCAUUCAAAAACGACUGAGUUGUGUGGAAGGAAGUAAGCAAUUUCUGGUAUUAAGUCCUAAUAACAAUGCUAGCGACAGUCCAGAACCAGAAGAAAGUUCAUGGCGUAAGAGUUUCGCCAAAUCAAUAUCAUGGCAAUUCCCAAAAACUGGAGAAUCCGGUAUAACAAAUGAUACUUCACCAACAACUUCGUCAUCGUUACUCACGCCAUUACAACCACAAAGAAGUUUUAGACUUAAGUCUACCGGUCAAGCUGAUCAGGAAACCAGGCCUACAACCAGACAUUCGAGCAGUUUUUCAGAUUUAAGUUCUGAAAUGACCUUAAGUACGAUAUUAAAUCAUAUUGCAUUUGUAAAUCGAGGAAAUGGAACAGGAGAUGCUAAAAUGGACAACGUUCGGAGACGUGCUUCUAAAGUUGCUAUUACUAAAUCAGAAAUCGUUUUAGUGAUAAAAACCGUACAUGUCUGUGCAGGACUGGCAAUGUUAUUAUGUUUUUUUAACUUUGCUACAGAUAUUAAUUUGAUUGGAGUUUACUCAUACGACAAACCAUGGUGCUGGCUAAUAGUGCAAAGUGUGGUACGAGUUUUGGAAUUAUCGUUGGCGUGCAUGUUAGCCAACCUAACAAAACAACCAGUGAACGUUAUACACCACACUCAAUAUACGCAUCCGUUGAGAGCGAAACUUCGAGGGUCAUUUUUCAUUUAG